Molecule: messenger RNA, 6400 nt
Organism: Procambarus clarkii (red swamp crayfish)
Lineage: Eukaryota; Metazoa; Arthropoda; Malacostraca; Decapoda; Cambaridae
Source: RefSeq, a predicted model, not a curated record
GCCGCCUCGUUGCCUUGUGCCGCCGCCGCUCGUAUCCCCCGCCAAGCCCUGCCUACACCACCAGUGAGCGUGUGUGUGUAGUGGCCGCAGGUCGCCGCCACUCUUCUCCCGCCUUAUGUUCCACCCUUGCCCAGCAAUGUAUUGCCGCCCCGUCGCUACUUCCCCUCUCUUUACAAAGGGACACAGCCCACCAGGCCUGGCUCCAGCAUCCACUCUACAGGCCCAUCAUCGCUGCCUAUGUGCACCGCUCGCCCUCAUCACUCACUGAACAGUCGUGCCAGAAAUGUUUUGAAAAAGCAAAAUCGCUCCUGAUGAUGGGAAGUGACCAGUACUGCCUCAAGUGGAACAAUCACUGGGCUAACCUGAUCCGUGUAUUCAACUCGUUACUGCAGUCAGAAACCUUCGUAGAUGUGACCUUAGCCUGUGAGGGGCGCCAUCUGAAGGCUCACAGACUGGUGCUGUCAGCAUGUUCCCCAUACUUCAAAGAGUUACUUGUAGCACAUCCAGACAAACACCCAAUAGUCAUCCUCAAAGAUGUUCGCUACUCUGAGCUCCGCACUCUAAUAGAGUUUAUAUACAAUGGAGAAGUGUCUGUGGAGCAGCAUGACCUUGCUGCACUACUGUGCACUGCCAGAGAGCUACAGAUUAAAGGCCUGGCAGAUAAUCGCCUUCCUGGAGCCCCCUUUUCUUCACAUCCUCAUAGUAGAGAAUCAUCUGAAUCAAUAAAUCACACACACACAACCAAAACCACUGCAUCUUCCACAAACACCACAGAUUCAACCACCCCACCACUUGAAACCAGUACUGUAAAAAGUAGUAGCCCUCGGCGAAAAAUUGGAUCAGAAGAUAGACCUCCACCUCCAUUAACAGCAUUACAUCCAGGCAUACCGAUAUCAAUCUCGUCCCACGUUCCCACCUACCGGUCACGGCCAUCCUCAAGAGAAUCCUCACCUGUUCAUAAGCGACGGAAAGUGUCGGCAGAUGACAGCGAGGAAGAAUCUAGUGUUUGUGAAGGUGGCAAUAAGCAGUCAAGAUCAGAAGCAACAAAUGGGCACUUAACUUCUCACCAGGAGCAUAAUGAUAGGCAGUACACGACAGCAGGGCCAUCAGGUCUGUGUCUGUCAGACCCUAACAGGAGAGAGGACAGUAACAGCAGAGAUUCCAACUGGGAUGCCGGCAAAACUUCACCGUCCAUAACUAAAAUAUCUGGAAGUCAAACAAACACCAACCCUGGAGAGAGCAAAAGUUCUGUUCACUCGGAUGAUGAUUCGGAUGACGACCGUGACCACAUGACAAUCCAGUCACCAGAAGUAAUCCUGGAGGAGGGAGAAGUUGGUGUGGGAUCAACAGGUCCUCCAUCAUCUGUACCUUCACCAUCUUUGUCAGGGAGUGGCCUUGCGAAUAACUCCAUUACAUCUGGAAGUCUAAGUGGGCCACUCCCUCCACAAGUAGCGCUCCUUCACCAGGCAUUGGCUCUAGGCUAUCAUCCUCUUCAGCAUUACUUUCCUUCUGGACUCCUUGAGCAGCAGCAACAGCAGUCCUCUGGAGUAUCGCCUCCCAAAGACAUUAUUAAAUUUCUAGAGGUAAUGCAAGCUUUACCUCCUGGUGCUCAUUUACCUUUGAAUCUUGGAGGUCCCUCUGGUGUUGGAGGAACUUCUAAUCUUGGGCUAGGACUGUCUGGGUCAACAACAAAAUCCUCUGCAUCAUUAAGUGUGGCUCGGGAUAAAAAUGUUGGGAGUGGCAUUACGUGUCAUAUCUGUGCCAUGAUAUUACCUUCAUCACAUCAUUUAGAAGAACAUGUACGAAUCCACGAGGAAGAGAAACCAUUCAAGUGCGACCAGUGUGGACAGCGCUACAAGUACCAGUCAGCAUUUCAGCGGCACCAGGAGCAAAAUCAUACUGCCAAGCUUCCUGGAGAUAAACCAUUCCGCUGUGGUGUGUGUGGUCAGUGCUUUAAAUAUCACAAAAGCUUUACUAAACACCGCUCCAAUCAUGAUGCACUAGAUCGAAUAAUGAAAGCGGAGUCGGAUGAAGGUCGAUUAGCGUCACGAGGCAUCCACGAAUCUUAUCUACAAAGACUUUUAAUAAAUGAAUCUUCAAAGAGUGAAUCUGAAGCUUCUGUGACUUUGAAAGAAGAAGCUAUAGAGACACAACUGCAAGAUGAAGAUGAACAGCCGUCCACAUCAAAUCCCACCACAUUUAAUGCUGUCCUUCUUCAAGCAGUUAAUCCAGAAAAUGGCGUAAGAAAGUUUGAAGAUGCGGAGGAUGAAGAGGAGGAGGAGGUAGAUGGCGAGGAGGAGGACGGGGAAUAUGAAGAAGAGAACAAGGGUAAAUUUGUUUACUGUGUUAAGUGCAAGUUGACAUUCCGAGAUGUAGCCAGUUUUGAGGGUCACUGCCGAAGGUCAACAGACUGCUCACUAGAUACUUUGCGUGAGGUGAAUGUAAAUGAUGGGCCGGGGUUGUCUUGCCCACCCAGCAUAGCAUCAUCACCUCAGGCCUCGCCCAGGUUGUCCCCAAGUAGUAUCUCGGGACCGCCUCGCUCUCCUCUUCCAGCCUCUACUCCAAUGGCUAUGCCAUCGCCUCCUGCCACUACCACUCCUAUAGGUGGCCUUCCUCCGUCCUCGUCUGUGGCACUUGGUACUGCCACUGCCACUACCACUACUAUAAUCCUUGGGACCAGCACUCCUCCUGGCCACACUAGCAUAUUUAAAAUUGAUUCAAGGGGGGCAUUGUUGCUACCCGCAGGUCCUCUUCCCCCAGUUGAUUCACGAGAUGAAGAACGACCCUUUAAGUGUCAGUUCUGCCAGAAAGGUUUUAAGGGUCGGGAAAACUUGAAGCUUCAUAUACGUACUCAUACUGGAGAGAAACCGUAUAACUGUGGUGUUUGUGGCAAGGCAUUUGGUGGCCGUUCAGAUAUGAAUCGUCAUCUGCGCAUUCACACUGGUGAGAAGCCGUAUCCAUGUAAGGUCUGCGGAAAGAAAUUUGCUCGUGCAGAUUACCUGUCUAAGCACAUUACCACACACCUCGGGGUUCCAUUUGCUAAGCCAGUGCAUAGUUUGCAACAAAGUCUUCAAAAUUUGGAAAAUAUGCAGAAUCUACAAAAUCUACAUAAGUUACAAAAUAUGUCUAAUGAAUAAUACCAAAAUUUUCCCCAAAUAUUUAAAAGAUAAAUUUUUAUAUAUAUAUUUACAUUCUUAUAAUAAAUUAGUUGAUAUUGUAGGCACUAAAAGUGCCACUUCUGCUUGUAAAGCAGGUAAAUCAAAGGUUUUGAACCAGUGACGGUAACUGUGUUACAUACCUAGUUUUUUAAAUUUAGGUAUUAAUAUUGUUGUCAUAUUUCUUCUCAAAAGAGAUUAAAACUGUAAGUAGUGAGUUAGUGGUAUAUGAGGGUGAGCAGGCCAGUGGGCACACAUCUGCAGCAUUGAGUAUCCUUGUGAUCUAGUCACUGCCCCGAGUUGCACACAGAGCUUCACACCGUCUGCUGUGCUGACCACAAAUAAUAUUUCAAGCCCAGUUGCUAGGUUUCUUUUGUUAUCAAUAUUAAUGUCCCUUUUUUUUUAAUACAAUUGGUAUUCCUCAUAAGCUACUAUGCUGCUUUUUAUAUAUUAUUUUUUCUCCCAGUAACAUAGACUGGGCAAGGAGGCUUGAGGUCAUAGUACAAGGUAGGUUAGUGUGGGCAUGGGUUGUAUCCAGUGCCCCAUGGAUGUGCUCUCCCUCUUACCACAAAACCAUCUACACCUGCGUCACCUGGCCGCUUCCCAGUGCGACAUGACUGCCAAAAUCACCUCAUGCCUACCUGCAAAGUCCCACUUUGUUCCCUCUUCCUUAUUCUCUCCUGUACCCUCCUGGUUUUAGAGCGAAGGCAGGGGCGUGGGGCCUUGAAUCUAACCAAGGUCAGUCUGGAGACCCAAGGUUGCCUCGCUAUGGUCAGUGUUAGGCAAUAGCUGUGCACAUAGCCACAAGUGUAUAACCAUGUACUGGAUUGUUUUGCUGUGGAGGUUUCAAGCCUUCUUUAUUGUCAUUGUGGUCUGGUGUUGCGGAGGUUGCCUGACCUGUAUACCCACCCCAGUGGAUAAUGAUGGUGCUAGCAUCGACUUUGUGUGCACUUAGCUGGUGAAUACACAUUGAUGACCUCUUGCUGGAUUGAUAAAGUUUGCACUACCCAACUCAGAAUUCUAUUUGGAAAAUGGAGCAGAAUUAAUAAUGUAUAUAGUUUGGGGUUACCAACGUGAGUCAAAGCCAGUCACUGGUGGUCCCUAGGGACCUUGGUGGGUUGUAGGAUGGGCUGGUUAUUGUAACAGUCUGGCUUAUGACACUCCGGCCGGACUCUAAACUACUUGCUCGUGAUAGUGUCAAGUACAUACCAUAGAGCAUUUGUGCACCGAGUGAAAGGUUGACCAAGUCAACUUAAAAUGAAAGCAGAGCUUGUUUAUGGCGUAAGUGAUUGUUGAAUUUUAUUUGUACCAUACCACAGAUAUGUCCCUAGUGUUAUUGAUAGAAAUUAGAAAUACUGUAGGUGAGCCUAGCUCGUUAAACUGUAGCUUAUAGCCCUCCACCUGUUCUUUCUUGUGUGCAUCACCGGUGACCGUAGAGGAGGCACGCGAGUCACAUCUUACACACUUCUCAUCUUUGUCUUCAGCUUCUUCAUACUUUCAUUUUAAUUUACAAACUUUCCUUGUCUUUCAGUUGUAAAAUUAUGUCAUGAUUGACAGGGCAACAAUUUCAGUCAAACUUUAAGCUCACCCAACAAUACAAAAUGUAUUUUAGGAGUUACUAUAAUAGACAAAUUUUACAUCUGGAAACCAGACACAAAAUACUGAUAAAUGUGUGUCUGACUUUUUGGAAUUUUUAUAUGAAAGAACUGAAUUAAAGUUUGGCUGAGAUUGUAGCAAUUGAGCCUUGGCUCUCUCAAGAGUGCAAGUUGUAGUGAUGUAAGGACAGCCAAGCUGCGACUGAGGACGGCAUGUUAGGAGGAGCUACACCACAUGCACACCUUGUUGGUCUGUGAUAUUGUGAGAAGCUUGUUGGGUCCCAUAUGCUGCCCACUAUUGAGUUAGGGCAGCAGCAGGUAGGGGACACCCACAUCUCUUGUCCAGAAGGAAAAUUGUGUUAGGCUGAGAAUUCUUUAGAAUUCACAUGUUUUAAUGACUAAUGUCUGUUACCAAAUCAAGUCAUAUGAUGACAGAAAGUUGAUUGUUCUAUGUGGCAUUUGAAAUGCUAAAACGCUUUUUCCAGUUACUGGAUGGUAGUUAUUUGUUAUUUGAACCGAGUGGUAAUUGAGUUAAGUAGAAUGUGGCUCCACAAAUCUUCAAGCACCAUUGCAGUAGUAGCAGAAGCAGCAGGAAACAUUUCCCUACCCUGGUACUAUGUUACUAUGAUACAAAUUUCAUGUGGAGAUUUGCUCAUUUUUAUUUUGUUAUUUUUCCCUGUAGUGGUAAGCUGGUGAUAAGUCAAAGUGCCUUGUGACUUGUGAUAAAUUGUGGAUGGAGGGGCAUGCUUGCUCUCUCAUUUGAAAAUAAUUGCCAAGUUCCUGAAUACAUGGGGAUCAAUUGCUGUAAUAUCCUUUCCUUUUAAGCUUACUUUAUAUUGUCAUUAUAUCAGUAAAAAUUAUCUUUUUUCAUUUUUAGUGCUAUGCUUAAAGUUGCUGUGUGUAGUAUACCUGUUUUCACUUGUAUUUGUUUGAGGAAGAUAAUGUUGAUUUCCUACAUUUAGGCUAAUUGGUGCUUGAUGCAUUAGUUUUGCCACAUUCAGAACAGCAAUAUAGAACUGCUAGAUUGUAGAGAGGCAUAAUCACAUUUUGGUGUCUGGUGACAUUUUACAGGACCCUCUUGUGUGAAAGGUGAAGUUGUUAUUGUCCAGCAAGAUAAAAUGUGCAUGUAAACCAUUUUUGGAAAAUCCCCCAUUUGAGAUACAACUUGAGGCCCUUCCAUGACAGAAUGGAUCAUACUCGACAACAUUAAAGCAACGGUGAAACAUGUCAGGUUCAACUACAGUUGCAGACUGUAACAAUGUAGCAAUGUUGUUGUUAGUGGCAUAACAACAAUGGCAAUUUUCACAAUUCAUGAACUACUUAAAAAGUAGAUGUGUAAAUCUUAGUAGAUGGUUUUCAUGGAAGUAAAUUCAAUCAGACCCCUUUUAAGAAUGGAGGUUUGUUAUAGGAUGGCAUAUAUAAUGUUAAUGAUUAUAUAUAUAUACAGUAUAUAAUAUAUAUAUAUAAUAUAUAUAUAUAUAUAUAAUUAUAUAUUAUAUAAUAUAUAUAUAUAUAAUAUACAAGUAAUGUAUGUAUAUGGUUUAUUGAUAGAACUGGAAAAGUUGUGCAAAGUAUGAGGUAAUGGACGGAGCAGAGGAUAAGCCACAGCGAACCCUCCACAGUGUAACAUAAGGCUGAUGUGGCCAUCCC